UGCAUGCAGUGAUAACGACAAAGCUUCCCGAUAUGCUAGUUGUAGUACAGCGGGAACCCCGAGAUAAUUUCGCAACUAGUGCACCCCACAUGGGAUCAGUCGGUUGGCGAGGUUUGCUCUGAAAAGUCGUAUAACUAUGGAGCGGGAGAACUACAGUGCGGAAUAUUUCGAGAGAGCUUUGGCGCGAGCUUACGGUUGUGAAAUGCUUCGCGUGGAGAACUUUCACAUCAAAGCGGUGAGCCAGAAGGGCGAGAACUUUUGCAGCGUCAUCUACCGGGUGGCGUUGGACUUUCGCAGGUCCCCCGAUGGCGCCCUCGAAUCGGGAAAAUACAUUCUCAAGGAUCUGCUGCCCGCCGUGGCUGCACUGGGCACAAACGAGAAGGAUAUGUUCGAGCUGGUUCUGCCAGCCAUGUCAGCGAUUAUCGAAGGAGCUCCAAAGGAGAUUGGCGAGCACAAGCUGAGCGCAGACUGCUUGCUAGUCGAGAUAUCUGCUGGAAAAGAGCUGUACAUCCUGGAGGAUCUGGGCGCCCUGGGCUACAAAUCUUUUGAUCGCCUUCAAGGCUUAAACCUGGAAGAAGCCAAGAGCUGCGUAAGGAAACUGGCUCAGUUCCACGGUGUCUCCAAGGUUCUGUUUCAGAACAAACCCGAAUUGGUGCAAAGGCUUGCGCCUUCUAAUUAUGCCAAUGGAAUAAACGAUCGCUUUACCAAGGCUCUCGUAUUGGAUGGCGUCAAAUAUGCCGCAGAAGCGUUUGCCGAUGAACUGCCAGAGAUAUCAAGGAAGAUGAAGGCUCAAGUACCAAACGCAUUUACGCAAAGAAUCCGGGAUGUCGUUGAUCCAAAGCAGUCAUCGUUGAACGCACUUAUUCAUGGCGAUCCCUGGCUAAAUAACAUAAUGUUUGAUCCAGUCACUAAGAAGGCAACACUUGUGGACUUCCAGAACUGUUACUGGGGAAGUCCGGCGAUUGACCUGUAUUUUCUGUUUUACACCAGCCUUAAGCCUGAAUUACUGCUAAAUAGUCAAGAUGAGCUCCUGAAUCACUACUUUGACAACCUUCUAGAAACGUUGCGGCAUUGCGGCUAUAACGACACGCUGCCCACUUUUGGCCAAUUAAAGGAUGAGAUGCAGCGGUGUCUGUUUUAUGGUUAUUACACUGUUGUUUGUGAACUUCCCAUAUGCUGUGCUUCCCCUGAAGCAAGUGUCGAUUUCGGGAUUCACACCUUCGUAAACUCGGAUGCUCUGUUACAAAAGCGCCACCAAUUAUUCGCCAGCGAACGAGUUCGUCAGACCAUAAAGGCCACGCUGCCUAUGUUGGAUCAGGAGGGUAUACUAGAAACCCCCUAAAGAAAAUUCCUUUUCUUAAUCCCUUUUGUUUAUUACAAUGUUAAGUUUGUCUUGUCAGUAUUUGCUAUGGAAAACGGUUUCUGCUCUUUUUAUAAGCAAAAGUUAUUAUAGGUAAUAACAUUCUUUUACCUUUUAGCUAAACAAAUUGCUGUCUAGCUCUAUUUAAUUAAAAUUAUUAC
Drosophila erecta is the source of this 1521-nucleotide messenger RNA. RefSeq lists its product as uncharacterized. The record is from RefSeq and is a predicted model, not a curated record. NCBI's taxonomy places the organism in Eukaryota, Metazoa, Arthropoda, Insecta, Diptera, Drosophilidae. The transcript is spliced from 3 exons. Bases 137 to 1342 code for a protein of 401 amino acids.